AUGAAGCCCAAUUAUUUCCUACCAAUCCUCGCGGCCGCGGGCAUUGAUGCCCUCCCUCUAUCAUCCAGCCUGUCCGAUGAAAGCACAUUUGGCAUGUGCUUUUCCAACUCCGAUUGUUCUGGCGAAACUCCCAUCUGUUACGAUUACACUUCCACCUGCGUUGGCUGCACUGUCAGCAGCAAUUGUGGAGGGUUCACUCCUAUUUGCGACACCGACACGUUGACUUGCGUCGCGUGUAUUUCAAGCGACGACUGCCCCGGGCCGAACGACCUUUGCGAUCCCAUCUCCAUGAGAUGUGUGGGUUGUAUAUCGAAUGCCGAGUGUUCGGGCUCAACUCCUGUGUGCGACCCAGAUAGUCGCAUGUGCGUUGCAGGAGUCAUCAGCUCUAUAGAAGAGGACCUGGAAGAGCCCAUCGAAGAACCCGUGGACGAAAUCCCAGAGCAGCCCACAGACGAGCCUUUGGAGGAACCUGAAGAUGAUGAGCUGGAGCAACCUUUGGGAGAGCCUCACCCUAUACUCGACGACCCCAGCGAAUUGGAUCUCCCUCCCCCCACUACGGAUGCUGAUCUCCCAUCCCCGGAUCAUCCUCUCAGCCCUGAUCUCUAG
This is a messenger RNA of Fusarium vanettenii 77-13-4, 606 nucleotides long. RefSeq lists its product as uncharacterized. Lineage: Eukaryota; Fungi; Ascomycota; Sordariomycetes; Hypocreales; Nectriaceae. The coding region runs from base 1 to 606 and encodes 201 amino acids. The record is from RefSeq and is a predicted model, not a curated record. The transcript has a single exon.